Messenger RNA from Bursaphelenchus xylophilus (pine wood nematode), 875 nucleotides. The record is from the annotation of a GenBank genome assembly. NCBI's taxonomy places the organism in Eukaryota, Metazoa, Nematoda, Chromadorea, Rhabditida, Aphelenchoididae.
AUGAAACUUCUAAUUCUUGGCGUUCUCCUAGUGAAUGUGGCGCUUAUUAUGGUAAGUUUUUCGGAGGGUUACUGUAAUUUUUGGUUAGAAAUAUUUAAAUUUUGUAUGCGAAUAGGGCAUAUGCCGCUUUUGAGUUCCUAAACGGAGAUAAUUUUUCGGCAGAGAGAAACUUGACACACCAGGGAAAGACUUGGCACCAACCUGCAGCACGGGCCGAAAUAUUCAGCGAUUUUUUUUUCUGAGAGAUGCGGGAAAAGCGAAUAGAGGACAGAGAGAAAAACGCUUUUUUUAAUGCUUAUGCCAAUUUCGCACGGGAAAAAAUUGAUUUUUUGAAAGAUUGCACUUUAGAAGUUUGCCAAAUAACUUUGAUCUAUGAUUCCUACAAUCUAUUUAUAUUUAACUUCAGGCAGACAAAGAAGAAGACAAGGUCCCAUCUUUAAUCGAAAGCAUCAAGGGCAGCUUCAAGCAAAUGUCUAAGAGCUAGUAAGUCGAGAAUGUUUCCUAAGUUCAACUUACACUGGCGGACCGGGCCUGACUUUCAAAAAAUUCAAAACUGUCUGGGCUGGGCCGCGAAAAUUGACCCAACCCGGCCCUACAAUGAAAAAUACCGCCAAAAAUAUUGUUAGAUAUUUUGAUUGGGCUUGUGAGCUGAAAAUUAUUUUUUCAGCGACAAGUGUGAAUGGAAAAUUGAAGGUGGUGAGGCGGGCUUGGAGAAGUUCUACAAACAAGCCUUCGAGGAAUACCGAGCCAAUAAAGAAGGCUCAAAGACCGUCUUCAGCUGCACCCUUGUUAAAGAUGGGCGCUUCAACGGAGAUUACCUUCAGAUCGAAUGGGGACCGAAAAAACCGCCAACCAGUAUCUCUAUUGUCGGAUAA